AUGUAUAAAAAUAGCAAUUUCGUGUUGGGCAAUGCUCAGGUUCCAAGUCUUUAUCCGAUUGUUUAUUGUUCAGACGGUUUCUGCGAGCUUACGGGAUUUUCAAGGGCUCAAAUCAUGCAGAAAAGUUGCGCAUGUAAAUUUUUAUACGGACCGGAAACCAACGAUGAAAACAAAGCACAAAUCGACAAAGCAUUGGAAUGUAAAAUCGAACUUAAACUCGAAGUUAUUUUUUAUAAAAAAACCGGUGUGCCAUUUUGGUGCCUUUUGGACAUCGUCCCGAUCAAAAAUGAAAAAAGGGAAGUCGUUUUAUUUCUUGCAUCACAUAAAGAUGUUACAAAUACAAAAAUGGAAGAAAUGAAUCCUUCAUCGACUUAUGAAAACGGUAAUAUUAUUAUUAUUAUUAUUACUUUUCGAUUUUCAAUUGCAAAAACUUUCUUGACAUUUACUCAGGCAUUUUACCUAAUCGUUGAUUUAAAUGGAGAUUUAGAUCAAGAAGUACCACCGGCAAAUUACGAAAGGAGAAGAAGUCGGGCAGUUCUUUACCAACUUAGCGGUCACUACAAACAAGAUAAAAUAAAAACAAAACUUAAAUUAAACAAUACGCUUUUACAACCCACCAACGCACCUCUUCCAGAAUAUAAAACUUCCGCUCUUAAAAAAUCAAGAUUUAUAUUAUCACAUUAUGGAGUUUUUAAAACGUGUUGGGAUUGGCUCAUGUUGAUAGCAACUUUUUACGUCGCCAUUGUUGUUCCAUAUAAUGCAAGUUUUGUCACGACAGAAAGGCCUUCGAUGGUUGGCGACAUUGUCGUCGAAACGCUUUUUAUUAUAGACAUAAUAUUAAAUUUUCGUACAACUUACGUGAGUAAAAAAGGCGAAGUCGUAUCCAAUUUUAAAUCCAUCGCUUAUAAUUAUUUAAAAACCUGGUUCACCGUCGACCUCCUUGCCGCACUUCCGUUUGAUCUCGUUUUAUAUGCGUCUUCCGAUCCGUACGACAACGAAAAUUCGGAAAUACACAGUCAAACGGGACAAAUGCAUUUAUUAAAAUUAACAAGACUUUUAAGAUUGGCAAGACUUUUGCAAAAAAUGGACAGGUAUUCACAAUAUAGCGCCAUGAUACUUACAUUGCUCAUGUUUAUAUUUACCCUGGUAGCUCAUUGGUUGGCAUGCAUAUGGUUUUUAAUUGCGGAAAAAGAAAAAUCAAGAAAUGGUAUCGAUUGGGAAUUGGGUUGGCUUCAUUCCCUUGCCGAUAGAUUAAAAUUAGCCGUUAAUAACGUGACGCAAGCCGAAUAUUACGUUACGGCUUUGUAUUUUACAUGUUCGAGUUUGACGAGCGUUGGUUUUGGUAACGUAUCCGCAAAUACAAUGGUCGAAAAAAUAUUUAGCAUAUGCAUUAUGCUUAUAGGAGCAUUGAUGCACGCCGUUGUUUUCGGUAACGUCACAGCCAUCAUACAAAGAAUGUAUUCCAGAAGAUCACUUUAUCAAUCGAAAUGGCGGGAUUUAAAAGAUUUUUUAACACUUCAUCAAAUUCCAAAAGAACUCAAAGGAAGAAUGCAAGAUUAUUUUCAAACAAUGUGGUCUCUUAAUCAUGGGAUUGAUAUCCAUGAGCCUUCAAGAAAAAAAGGAUCACCUAAAGAGAGAAGAGUUGCUAUUGUAGGAAAUUCAUUGGCUGUGAAUCCAAACGAACCUGAACAUACCUGUAGUAGCGUUGAAAGACUGGAUACGCACGUAACGUCACUUCAUCAGGAUGUGGCCACGCUUAGCUUAGAAGUACGGAACGCGAUACAAGCCUUGCAAGAAUUAACUUCGAGCGGUCAUGCAAUGGCUUACACAAAUCCCGUACAUUCAAAUCCAAAUCUCGGAGGGGGAAUGGGAGGAAUGUUUUUUAGAGGUGCAACGAAUCUUCCGAGAAGUUCUUCACAUCCUCCGGAAAUGUUUUGUUGGGAUCACGAAGAUCCUAGAAAUAACACGUUAGAAGUUAAAUCGACUCAAACGGAUCAUCCGUCCGACAUGUUUGAGCAAUUCGUUAAAGAAAAUCCCCGACGGGUUUUGGUCAUUUUAGGACUCGAUGCCGAUUUAAUAAUGAGUGCAUUGAGCUGUGGUAAAAGACUGAUUAUUAGUGAGAACGCCUCUAAUUGUGAUUCUGUUUCUGUUAAUUGGGUGCCUCAAAAUUCUGUUGUGCCGUAUUAUUGGCCGAAUCCUCCGAGACACAGGUACAGUGCGGAUGAUUUAUUUGACAGAACAAGAACUCAUUACGAAGAUGGGAAAACUAUACCGCAUAGUAGAUCUGCUAAAUAUACCAUACACCACUGUUGA
This is a messenger RNA of Pediculus humanus corporis (human body louse), 2313 nucleotides long. Its product is annotated as voltage-gated channel, putative. NCBI's taxonomy places the organism in Eukaryota, Metazoa, Arthropoda, Insecta, Psocodea, Pediculidae. Gene Ontology annotation, biological process: potassium ion transmembrane transport; regulation of membrane potential. The record is from RefSeq and is a predicted model, not a curated record. The transcript is spliced from 10 exons. The coding region runs from base 1 to 2313 and encodes 770 amino acids. Gene Ontology annotation, molecular function: voltage-gated potassium channel activity. Gene Ontology annotation, cellular component: membrane.